AUGGGAAGGAUUGAAAAAAUAGUCUUCAAAUGGAACUGCGAUAGCGGAGAAUGCACAGUUUACGAGAGGAAGGAGUUGCCACGAUGCUUUUCCGGUGUCAUGAGCUCACAGUUCGAUUUUACCAAAUUUCGUAGGAUAUGUAUACUUUCCGGUUGUGAUUAUCUACAAGCGGGUUUACCAGGGAUCGGCCUGAACAAAGCUUUAGCAUUCUUCUCCAAAACUUCGCGAACGGAUCUCAAAAUGCUUCUACCUCGUAUUCCAAGUUAUCUGAAUAUGUCCAAAUUGACAGUUUCAAAGGAGUUUAUUCAAGAAUUUAUACGGGCUGAGAAUACUUUCAUCCAUCAGGUUGUGUUUGAUCCACGGCAACGAUGUCAACGCCCGCUCACACCAUAUCCGGUUCCACAAAAACAGCAGUCUGAUGAGAAUGAUGAUGAUUUCGCGAGGUCAAACGAUAAGGAUGAUUACUCAUACGCAGGAGAAGUAUUAUCAUCCAAUUUGGCUGUGAGAUUAGCACUGGGCAAUCAGAUCGAGAAGUCUGUUAUCAUGGACAAGUUCUUUUUACCAUCUCCUGUACCGGAAUGGUCCGUUUGGUGUGAUCAGUUUGAAAGUUGUGGUAAGCGAAAGCGCCGAAUUGAAGAGACACAGAAAGAAGAGGCAAAGAAAUGCGGCUCAACAUUCAAAUUUGAUUCGCCAUCAAAAAAACGAGUGAAGCUUGACCCCAGUACCACCAUCGAUGUCAUCAAUUUGGAUGAAGAGGACAAUGCUAAAGCUGAGGUAGCUAAGAAGGGAGUUGAGACGGAUGGGGCCAGUCAGGGAAUGGAGAAGAGUGUUCCAAAGAUUGAAAGGUCGAAUUCUUCGAGCAGUGGGAAAAAGGAAAAUUUGGAAACUCGUCCGAAGCGAAUCAAAAAUCAAGCAAGCUAUGAUUGGACCGUUGACGAGAUUAUGAAGGCUUAUGGCCCAACAGAGCAAGGACAGUCCACCACAUCAUUGCCAGCCUCACCUAACCCAGGGACAGAAAAGUCCAUAAUAGCUGCUACAAGUAAGACGUGAAA
Messenger RNA from Cylicostephanus goldi, 1052 nucleotides. NCBI's taxonomy places the organism in Eukaryota, Metazoa, Nematoda, Chromadorea, Rhabditida, Strongylidae. The record is from the annotation of a GenBank genome assembly.